GCGUCUUGUGAUUCCCCUCAAAGAUAGUUUUUAGCUGUAGUAUGGGUGCGUUUCAAAAAACCGUAUACUACCUUUAUACGCGCGCUACCUUAAGUGUACACUUAUAGACUUACACUACAUACCUAGUGCACUUUGUUUUCUAUACGGAGCUGUUUGGCACUCGGCCCGUGUUUACUCCAAGAUGACGGAACACAGCACUUCACCGGAGGAUCCGUGGCACAAACAGACAGACACGGCUUUUAAUGACAGCUUUGACCACAAUUUCUUUGCAGAAAGUGCUCGCAAGGGAUCAGUGGUCUCCAGGGCCAACAGUAUCGGAUCCACCAGUGCUUCCUCCGUACCUAAUACAGAUGACGAAGACAGCGACUACAAACACGAGCCCAAGGGCUCGUAUAAAGAUCGCAGGAGACAAGCGCACACUCAGGCCGAGCAGAAGCGCCGAGACGCUAUCAAGAAAGGCUACGACGACCUGCAGUCCAUCGUACCCACCUGCCAGCAGCAGUCUGAGUUCGCCAUGGCCGCACAGAAGAUCAGCAAAGCCACGGUGUUGCAGAAAACCAUAGACUACAUUCAGUUUCUUCAUAAAGAGAAGAAGAAGCAAGAAGAGGAAGUGUCCAUGCUGAGGAAGGAAGUGAUGGCGCUGAAGAUUAUGAAAACGAACUACGAGCAGAUCGUGAAGGCUCACCAGAACAACCCUCAGCAGGGCAGCGAGCAGGUGUCUGAUCAGGUGAAGUUCAGCGUGUUUCAGAACAUCAUGGAUUCUCUGUUCCAGUCUUUCAUCACCUCGGUGUCCGUCAGCAGCUUCCAGGAGCUCUCGGCCUGCGUCUUCAGCUGGAUCGAGGAGCACUGCAAGCCACAGACGCUGAGGGAGUUUGUGGUGGGAGUCCUGAGGCAGCUGAACAGCCAGCUGUAUUAAUGCACUGGAGAUCUCUCAUACUCAGGACAUGAUGUUCACAAGCUUCGGGUUGCUGUACUUCUAACCGUCACUACCAAAAGCACAGAUUAUUAUUAUUAUUAUUCAUUUGAUCAUCACAUGGCCUCAAGUGCCUGUCACACAAUGACAAAUGUGCCGUGACUCAAAUCUAAUUCUUCGAACGCAGAGGAUUGAUUCGAAUUAAAGGUUGCGUUUGUGCAACAAAAUCCAGCCACGUGGACCGGGGUGUGUUCCAGCUCGGUAGACGAACCGGUGAUUACAAGAAGUCGUGAAAAGUGUUUCGGCCGUCCUGAUUUUAUACACGUCACAACGUUCAGUCGCAUGCUUGACGUGUUUUCGCGUUUAUUCGCAUCAUCCAAAUCCCAGGUAUUACUGAAGCACAAUCCAGCCUGAGCUCUGAACUCGGUACACUAGAAGUGAUUUUCUUAGCACUUUUAUCUGUCUGAUAUAUGCUGAUGAAGCAUCACCUCCUGAUGACAUCAUAUCCCAAACAUGAUCUGGAGCCUGAUCACAUAUCUGGGCUACUUUCCAGUCCGAUCUUAAACACUACACAAGCUUUUUUUUUUUUUGGCCCAAUUUUAUGGUUGUGAUAAAUCAGUUUUAGACCAGAGACGUUUGCAUAUUAAACUUCGUCGUGUUUGGCUCCGAGCUCCCUGCGGCUUUCCGACAGUCCUGGCGUUUGAGCUCACAGCCCUCUGGUCUGGUCUGUCUGCCCCAUUUAUUUUAGAUCUGCUCACGUAGUGUAUUCAGAGGGUCUUUGCUACGUACAACAGACGCGAUCCACCGAGACUCCAGAACCUUCUGAAGUAUUUAAGUAGUCUGGAUCAUCCAGAAUGUGGAGAUCAGGAAACCUUUCUGGAAGAGAUCUGAACUUUUCAAAUGGAAAAUUCAGGAAAACAUUCAUUCGUUCGUAGUGAAUCAGAUACGUGAACUCCAGAAUCUGGUGAGUUUCAAAACGGGACCUACAUUGGACAACCUUGGAUCUCUGGAUGAUCCUCAAACGAGAGCUUUAGUACCUUGCCAAAGGAGAGGUCUGUAACCUUCCUGACAGGGAGCUCUGGAACAUCUUCCCAGAUAUUCUCAUCUUUAUUGCGAACACUACUUGUGAAAAUAGUCAGGUGGUGGUGUUUUAUUUUUUUUUUGGUUGGUUGUUGUUUUGGCAAAAUCGCCGACAUCCUGUGAUGGAAAUAUCUCAUGCUGUAGUUUCUCCUUUUUAGAUCAGAGCUCGUUGAAUCUCCUCAGCUUUGAAACAGCCACCAAGUACAGUUUAUAAUGGCAGCGCUGUUUACACGGCUUUAAUACACCGUGUGGCUCCUGGAAAGAGGAAGUGCAGGUCACGACGCGCCACACGACCGAGCUGACGUAUCUAUCGCUGCCUAACACACCCCAGUUCCACGUGUUGUUUUUUUUUUCAGCAACUCUUUCAACUAAUGCAAUAAUGUCAGUGUUUAUUGCGCCUGUAAACCGUUUUUUUGUGUGUGUGUGUGUGUGUGUGUGUUUUCUUGCUUACCUCUGAAUCAGACUAUCAGUCCAGUCUACGGGUGUGAUCUGGAGAAUGUGAUCUAUACCGAGUGACACGCUAAACUAUUCUGUUUUCUCUGUUACCUCAUCUUCACAUCCCAAAGCACAACUUUCUUUACAGAGCCAUGUUUCCAAGCGAGACCAAACGUAGCGAGAAGUACUAAUCCCCGAAUGUUGUGUUGUUGUUUUUUUUUAAAUGAUUGUGAACUGUGAAAAAACCAUGAGCACACCGAUUGCUUAUUGAGGGGGUGGGGGGUGGGUUGUUAUCAGAGCAACCAUUCUAGAUGAGAAUUCCUGUGUUAUACUUUAUGUCCUUUAGAACUGUGUUUUGCAUCACCCAUAAUUUAGUAAAACGUUUUUGGGAUUAAAUCUCAUUCUUAAGUGUGAAAAAACAGACUAUAAAAUUUCUUUGGAGAGAAAAAAAAAGUGUUAUGACAUCAUAGAUUAAGAGCCAAUCAAGUGCUAGUAUGCAAAUCAGGUUACACACGGGCAGUUUUUUUUUUUUAGACAAAAUGGUCAUUUCAAGCUAUUUAUUAUUCAAUUGAAAGAAAAAAACUGUAUACAACAUUUGUGUAACUCAAAAUGUACUCGUCCUCAUUUUAUUCAGUACAAAGACAUUUUAAUUUUUUUAUUUUUUUUUUACAUACAAGGUUUAAGCUCGAUCGUAGACGAAAGCCGUAUCCGACUCUGACUAAAAUCAAAGGAGGAAAAGUUCUCAGGAAAGCAGGACUUCUCUGUACAUUCAGGACUAAGUCUUAGUAAAAGAUUGUUGUCCAAUCAGCGCUGUGCUGAAGAUAAAGGGACUCUUUCUGUCUUUAGCCAUAUCGUGGACUCGCCACACGAUCGCAGCUCAAUGCAUCACAGACUCUGUGCUUUAAAAUCUCUGCUGCUGCUCAGAACCAGAGAAUAUUCUCGGUCAGAUUAUUUUUGUAUAAACAUAAAUGCUGUUUGUAAUCAGGAAAAAUAAACGUUUAAUGUUGACUUCA
Tachysurus fulvidraco (yellow catfish) is the source of this 3441-nucleotide messenger RNA. It is a transcript of the gene mlx, whose product is annotated as MAX dimerization protein MLX. Gene Ontology annotation, molecular function: RNA polymerase II cis-regulatory region sequence-specific DNA binding; DNA-binding transcription factor activity, RNA polymerase II-specific; protein dimerization activity. NCBI's taxonomy places the organism in Eukaryota, Metazoa, Chordata, Actinopteri, Siluriformes, Bagridae. The record is from RefSeq and is a predicted model, not a curated record. Gene Ontology annotation, cellular component: nucleus. Gene Ontology annotation, biological process: regulation of transcription by RNA polymerase II. The transcript has 8 exons. Bases 182 to 916 code for a protein of 244 amino acids.